GAGGUAAGACGGCUGCAAAUUCUCACAGUAGACCAGGGAAACUUCUUCAGAGUUUUGGUAAAGACACAAGGGUCAAAUUCUUCAAAUUGUGGACGGAGAAAGCUCAGGAGUAUGGCGGCGUGGGACCUGUCAGUCACUGUGGAGGACCUGGGCCCUGAUGCCCCUCCUGUCACCAUCAGCGUUGCAUCUGACCUCCACAUCGGAGGGGUUAUCGUCAAGCUGGUGGAGAAGACACAAAUCAAACGUGACUGGUCAGACCACGCGCUGUGGUGGGAGCAGAAGCAGCACUGGCUCCUACGAACUGCCUGGACUCUGGAAAAAUAUGGGAUUCACGCUGACGCCCGGCUGCUGUUCAUACCUCAACACAAGCCGCUUAAACUGGGUCUGCCCAAUGGGAAAACCCUGAUGCUGAAGGCCUGCUUCUCUAACCCUGUCUUCCAGACAGUGAUGGGGAUCUGCAGGAUGCUCAAUAUCCGUCACCCUGAGGAGCUCUCCCUCCUCCGUCCUGUGGAGGAGAAGAAGAAGAAGAAAGACAAAGACAUGGCGGAGGAGAUCUACGACCUGACCGAGGUGCCCCUUUCCAUGGUUUCCCGGCCCUGUCUGUACAACGGCAUGCCGGCUCAUUUUGCUGACUCAGAGCAGAUGGAGGCCGUCUACAAGAUGCUGUCCAUCACUCAGCCUCCUCCUGCUCCCGAGGUCAUCACUAAGCAGUACCGCCCUGCCAGUGUGGUGGACAAAGCUCACAUCAACGGCAGGUGGUUGGAUUCAUCUCGUUGUCUUAAGCAGCAAGGCAUCCAAGAAAAUGACCGACUGUGGCUUCGCUUCAAGUUUUACUCCUUCUACGAUAUAGACCCCAAGUACGAUGUUGUGCGUCUCGCCCAGCUGUAUGAGCAGGCCCGCUGGGCCAUUCUGCUGGAAGAUAUCGACUGCACCGAGGAGGAGAUGAUGCUUUUUGGAGCCCUGCAGUACCACAUCAACAAGGUGUCCCUGUCGGAGCCCCGGAUGCUGACUUCUAACACGGCCCUGGACGACCUGGAGUCGGCCCUUCAGUCCCUGGAGGUUAAGAUGGAGGGAGAGAGCAGCUCCGCCUCCGACCUGCUGGAAAACAUGACGGCGCCAGAACUCAAUGACUACUUGAAGAUUUUCAGGCCAAAGAGGCUAACUCUGAAGGGAUAUAAGCAGUACUGGUUCAAAUUCCAGGAUACGUCUAUCUCCUACUUCAAGAGCAAAGAGGAGAGCAUUGGAGAACCCAUUCAACAGAUUAACCUGAAAGGCUGUGAGGUGGCUCCGGACGUUAACGUGGCAGCCCAGAAGUUCCUAAUCAGACUGCUGAUCCCUGCACCUGAAGGCAUGAACGAGGUCUAUCUGCGCUGUGAGAACGAGCAACAAUACGCUCAGUGGAUGGCCGGGUGUCGGCUGGCCUCUAAAGGCAAGAGCCUGGCAGACAGCAGCUUCCAGAGUGAAAUCCAGAGCAUCCGUUCCUUUCUGGCCAUGCAGAAGACCAACUCUGGCUCUAGUAAUAAUGCAGCUUCCAACGAUGAAAGCAUCAACACUCACAGUUUGGUGUCACCACGCUACCAUAAGAAAUACAAACCCAAACAGCUGACCCCUCGUAUCCUGGAUGCCUACCAGAAUGUGGCUCAGCUCUCCCUGACAGAUGCACUGAUGCGCUUCCUGCAGAUCUGGCAGGCCCUGCCUGAUUUUGGACUCUCAUAUGUGGUUGUCAGGUUUAAAGGAAGCAGAAAGGAUGAGGUUCUGGGCAUAGCGCCCAACCGCCUGAUCCGUAUCGAUUUGGGAGUGGGCGAUGUGGUGAAGACCUGGCGAUACAACAACAUGAAGCAGUGGAACGUGAACUGGGACAUAAAACAGGUGGCCAUCGAGUUUGAAGGGAACGUGAACAUCGCCUUCGGAUGCAUCACCGCCGACUGUAAAAUCGUUCACGAGUUCAUCGGAGGCUACAUCUUCAUGUCCACACGCAGCCGUGAGAAGAGCGAAACGCUCAAUGAGGAGCUCUUCCAUAAGCUGACCGGAGGCCAUGAAGCUCUAUAAUACUGAAACACAAAGACUGACUUUCAAUUUUUUAUUUUUUUUUAAGAGAGGAUCCAGCCUGGCCCCUCGCUCUCAGUCCUACCACCUUCUAUCCAAACUGAUGGAUUGUAAUAUCCAUCAGACAUCCACAUGUCAGCUCCUAUGUGAUAAACCACUGCUGGUUCAAAUUAUAGAGGCUCCAAAACCACAAGUCAUCAAUCAUUAUUUGUAAUCAGCUUUGUUCUGGAAAGACAUGUAUUAAUACUGAAUCUGCAGAGGCUAAAGCAGGCAUCCCCAAAGUUGGUCCUUGAGGGCCGCUGUCCUGUAGGUUUUAGAGGUUUCCCUGCUCCAGCACAGCUGAUUUACAUUGACAGUUGAUUAACAGGCUUUUGCUGAUAUGCAAUCAUCAGAAUCAGCUGUUCUAAAGCGGAGAAACCUCUAAAACCUGCAGGACAGCGGCCCUCCAGGACCAACUUUGGGGAUGCCUGGGCUAAAGAGUCAUAGUCAUUGAAGUGGAACUCAUCCUGAUUUAAUACCAUAACCUCACUAAGAGUUAGGUUUUGAAAAAAAGCCACCAAAGUGGUCAGUGCAGAGAAACCAUGAGGGGUCAGGUUAAGUGUGGGGAGCUUCAUCAGCUUCAUGCUCCAUUCCCCUGUGAUCGAGGGAGGCUUUAUAGAGCCCAGUGAGCCAGAGCCCUAUCAGUUCAGACAGCACUCACUGCACCAUGCUUAGAACAGGUGCUGCCAGGUUCUGCUGAGGUAAAGGAGGAAGGCGUGACUCGUUAUGGAGCCGUGCGUCUCAAUGAGUUCCUUUUGUAUCCCAGGGCAGGGAGAGGAUGCCUGUACCUAUGACAUAGGCCUGUGCUGCAUGUACCGUUUGAACCGAAUGUUAACUGCAAAAGCCACCAUUCAAUCAUUGUUGCAGCACAAAGGCGGUUUUCAGAUGGAAAUUGCCGAAGUAAUAAAAUCUCACUUGAAAAUGUAAAAACAUUAACAGUGACAUUAAUACAGCACCCCAUAGGGCACAGUUAUUCAUUUUGAAUGGAAAAAAUUGUAUUUUGGGGUGAGUUACACUUUAAGUAUGUCUCCAGUCUGAAAAUUCCAACUUAUAAACUGGUAUAAAACAUGUUUCAUUAAAGCCUCAUUUAUGUUUUAAUCAUGUUUUCUCUUUAUUGGUCUGAUAGAAUAUUCUAAGCUUAAAUGUCAUACUUUUGUUGCCUAUAAGUGGAAAUCAUCAUAGUUAGUAUAAAUAAAACAUU
Molecule: messenger RNA, 3286 nt
Organism: Cyprinodon variegatus (sheepshead minnow)
Lineage: Eukaryota; Metazoa; Chordata; Actinopteri; Cyprinodontiformes; Cyprinodontidae
Gene: fermt3b
Product: fermitin family member 3
Exons: 15
Coding region: 112-2049 (645 amino acids)
Biological process (GO): platelet aggregation; regulation of cell-cell adhesion mediated by integrin; integrin activation
Cellular component (GO): cell-substrate junction
Molecular function (GO): integrin binding
Source: RefSeq, a predicted model, not a curated record